Molecule: messenger RNA, 1011 nt
Organism: Myotis davidii
Lineage: Eukaryota; Metazoa; Chordata; Mammalia; Chiroptera; Vespertilionidae
Gene: TM2D1
Product: TM2 domain containing 1
Exons: 7
Coding region: 44-661 (205 amino acids)
Biological process (GO): apoptotic signaling pathway
Molecular function (GO): amyloid-beta binding; G protein-coupled receptor activity
Source: RefSeq, a predicted model, not a curated record
GAAGGCGGAACCGGAAGUCGUGAGGGACGCGCCGGUCCCCAGCAUGGCGGCCGCCUGGCCCUCCGGGCCGGCAGUUCUGGAGACCGCGGCCGUCCACCUCCUGGGUGUCCUGUGGUUCGUGUCAGUCACCACGGGGCCCUGGGGAGCGGCCGCCGCCGGGGGCGAGGAGACGCUGAAGUGCGAGGACCUCAGAGUGGGACAAUAUAUUUGUAAAGAUCCAAAAAUAAAUGAUGCUACACAAGAACCAGUUAACUGUACAAACUACACAGCUCAUGUUCCAUGUUUUCCAGCACCCAACAUAACUUGUAAAGAUUUCAGUGGCAAUGAAACACAUUUUACUGGACAUGAAGUUGGUUUUCUCAAGCCCAUAUCUUGCCGAAAUGUAAAUGGCUAUUCAUAUAAAGUGGCUGUUGCACUGUCUCUUUUUCUUGGAUGGUUGGGAGCAGAUCGAUUUUACCUUGGAUACCCUGCCUUGGGUUUGUUAAAGUUUUGCACUGUAGGAUUUUGUGGAAUUGGGAGCCUAAUUGACUUCAUUCUUAUUUCAAUGCAGAUUGUUGGACCUUCGGAUGGAAGCAGUUACAUUAUAGAUUAUUAUGGAACCAGACUUACAAGACUGAGUAUUACUAAUGAGACAUUUAGAAAAACACAGCUGUAUCCAUAAAUGUUUUUAAAAAGAAACAGUUUCGGGCCUGAUUAAUUUUAAUAGUGAACUUCCAGUAUGCGGAUUUCCAGAUUUUCUUUUUCCUUCUUCACAUAACACUUUACAGAUUCUUUGUAACUUUUUGUUGUUGAUGAUGCUUUUGUUUUGUUGUUUUAGUUGAAAGCAUUUUAUCCUGAGAUUUAUUUAAUAGGACUUUCUUUGAGAGCUGUAUGUAUAAUAAUAGUCUUUCCUAGGCUACCGUCUCUAUGAGAUAGAUAGCUUAUUACCCGAUAUCCUGUAAUGUCUUUUCCAAAGACAAGUUGCCACUUGUCAUUUUUGCUUCUGAAAAAUAAAAGUAUGACUUACUCACA